AUGGAGGGACCGAAGGAAAAGGCUGUAUUUAUCUCCUCUGUCGACGUCAGAGGCCCAGUUGAGGAGCUUAAAAAUAGGCUGAACUCGUGGGAUAUGAACUUACCGCAGGACUAUGACCCAGAGAAAAAGUAUAGAAACUCAUGGGCUGAUAAUGAAGAUGGCUUCGAUAAAGAGGAAGAAAACUCGCCAUAUGAAGAGGUUCGAGCAGCCGUUCCCAACUACGACGAAGACGUGCCAGCAAAUACAAUUCGUGCCUGGACUCUUGGAUUGAUAAUGGCUAGUUUCGGGGCCAGCAUCAAUACUUUGUUUUCUUUGCGUCAACCUGCAAUCGCCAUAGGGACUAUCGUUGCGCAACUGGUUUCAUUUGCCAUCGGAAAAGCUUGGGAGAGAAUUCUGCCAAACAGGCAAUUUACUACGAUGGGAAUUAAGUGGAACUUGAAUCCGGGCCCUUUUAAUGUCAAAGAACACAGUGUCAUUGUCGUUAUGGCUGGUGUCUCCUUUGGAACGGCAUACGCGACCGAUAUCAUUCUAGCUCAGGUUGCAUUCUAUAAACAAAAUUUCGGGAUUGCUUUCCAGCUAUUGCUUACUAUCACAACACAAUCAAUAGGAUAUGGUAUUGCAGGACUUCUUCGGAAAUUUCUGGUUUAUCCAGCGGCUAUGAUCUGGCCAACGAAUUUGGCUAGUGUUACGUUGAUGCAUGCUAUGCACGAAAAGUUCGAAGCUCCAGACCCUACAGUUUUUGGUGGAUCAAUGUCUCGUUAUCGAUGGUUCGGUGUUGUGUUUUUGGCCUCAUUCAUCUAUUACUUCAUCCCAGGCUUCCUUGCACAAUUCUUGUCAAUUUUUGCGUUCAUGACUUGGAUAUAUCCUCAAAAUCCUGUCAUCAAUCAGUUGUUUGGGGGAAGUACUGGAGUUUCGCUUAUUCCCAUAACUUUUGACUGGACCCAGAUAACAGGUUUUGUUGGCGAUCCAUUGAUUCCACCCUGGCACGCCAUAGCAAACACGCUUGUUGGCGUUGUCCUUUUUAACGUCAUUGGGGCGAUCGCCUUGCAUUUUGGUGGGGCUUGGUACGCGCGAUAUCUACCAAUAUCGGAUUCAGGUACCUACGAUCAUUUCGGUCUUGCAUACAAUACGACGAGAAUUGUCACGGAAGAUCUAACACUGAACGAGACUGCCUAUCGCGAGUAUUCUCCUCUCUUUAUCUCAACCACAUUUGCAAUUUCGUACGGACUUUCAUUCGCGACAAUUGCGUCCCUGGUGGUUUAUUGCUAUUUACAUUAUCGACACGAGAUUAUACGCCAAUUCAAAGCAUCGCGUGAUGAAAAACCAGACAUCCACAUGAAGCUAAUGCUCAAAUAUCCCGAGGCUCCCACUUGGUGGUACGGCAUAAUGUUCAUCGUCAUGCUUGCUCUGUCUCUAGUGACAGUUUUGGCUUGGAAAACUGAAUUUGCGUGGUGGGCCUUUCUCAUCGCCGUCGCAUUUUCAACUAUCAUGACGCUCCCAAUUGGCAUUGUACAGGCAAUCACAAAUCAACAGAUUGGGCUUAAUGUUAUCACUGAGUUUUUAAUGGGCUAUAUGCAGCCGGGGAAACCGCUUGCAUUGAUGAUGUUCAAAACGUAUGGAUACAUUACUGCAUCGCAAGCUCUUGGGUUUAUAGGUGACCUAAAAUUUGGACAUUAUAUGAAGAUCCCACCACGGACUAUGUUUACUGCCCAAGUGGUCGCAACUAUUCUCUCUUGUUUCAUACAAAUCUUCGUACUUAACUUUGCACUUAAUAACAUUGAGGGGAUUUGCACCACUACCCAAGCGCAACGCUUCACCUGUCCAGGUGGGAAGGUCUUUUUCAGCGCUUCAAUCAUUUGGGGUCUGCUCGGCCCACAGAGGAUCUUCUCACCUGGCCAAGUGUACAGUGCGUUGCUGAUAAUGUUCCCUAUUGGCGCAGCUCUGCCGUUAGUAUUAUGGUAUGCACAGAAACGAUGGCCCAGAAGCUUUUUGCAAUAUGCUAUGGCACCUAUAAUACUCGGCGGAGCAGGAAGCAUCCCGCCUGCAACUCCAUUAAAUUAUCUUAGCUGGGGUAUCGUGGGGUUCAUAUUCCAAAAGGUGAUCAGAAAUAGACACUUCAAUUGGUGGUCUAGAUUAAAUUAUUUGACGGCUAGCGGUCUCGAUACUGGACUAGCUAUUAGCACUUUGGUAAUCUUCUUCGUCUUCACCAUGAACGAUAUCAGUGCUCCUAAGUGGUGGGGCAAUGACGUUGUGUCGACAACCAUGGAUCAACAACAGACGGCCAUCCAAGCAACCCCGGCACCGGGCACAUUUUUUGGGCCAAAAACUUGGUGAUAGACAUGGUUCAGUACC
Molecule: messenger RNA, 2352 nt
Organism: Verruconis gallopava
Lineage: Eukaryota; Fungi; Ascomycota; Dothideomycetes; Venturiales; Sympoventuriaceae
Product: OPT family small oligopeptide transporter
Exons: 5
Coding region: 1-2334 (777 amino acids)
Biological process (GO): transmembrane transport
Molecular function (GO): oligopeptide transmembrane transporter activity
Source: RefSeq, a predicted model, not a curated record